AUGAAGAUCACUGAGGAUUCACUCAAAGCUGAAAUUGAAGCUAUCUACAAUAAUAUUCCCAGCCAGCCACCUCAUACAGCGGAGCAGAUUGUCAUAAUCAAGAAAGGGAUUGAGUUCUACCUGGUAGCCUUCAAGUACUACGACUUUGAUAGGUUACGGCCACUUCUUCAUCCAGGAUACAAACAACACAGUACCUUGGUAGGUGACGGUGUUGAAUCGAUUUUCGAUGCAGCAAAGAUGUUGAAGGGGAUGGCCGAGAAGGACUGGGAAGGGCCAGGUGAACCAUACAUAAAGAUGGAACUCAAGAGAGCACUCGUUGACGGUCCAUACUUGAUUAUGCAGCAGCAUGGCAAACGUUCGACUGCGGAUCCAGGUUCACAGGUUAUGGAUAUAUUUCGCCAUGAGGGAGGCAAGUUUGUGGAGCACUGGGAAUGUUUUAUGGAGCUUCCCGAUGAAUCAACGCUGCAGCAUUCAAACGGAAUUUUCUGA
Messenger RNA from Exophiala bonariae, 489 nucleotides. RefSeq lists its product as uncharacterized. Lineage: Eukaryota; Fungi; Ascomycota; Eurotiomycetes; Chaetothyriales; Herpotrichiellaceae. The transcript has a single exon. The record is from RefSeq and is a predicted model, not a curated record. Bases 1 to 489 code for a protein of 162 amino acids.